AUGUCCACCGAACCCCACCCCCCCAGCAAGCCCUCCCGACUCUCGCUCCUCCGCCUCGUCGCCCCCGCCGUCCCAAAUAUGCUCUACAAGUCCGCCGGGCACCUCCUCUCGCUGACGCCGCAGUCAACCUACUGGGACCUGCGCACUACGCUGACCGUCGAGUUCCUGCGCUCAUACCUCAGCCGCGACAACCAGGGGGUCACCAUCGAGGAGAUCCAGGCCACGACGCUGAAGCCGCUGGCUGUCGCAGCAAAUACCUGGAAGGUGGAUGUGGACGUUCCUGUCGGUAGUGUCGAGGAGCAAAGUGCGCUGGAGGAUAUGGUGAGGAAGGCGAUUGUCGACCUGGCAAGUGGUGAGGAUAUUGAGCGGUUCAUACCGAGGGUUGGGGUGAGUGCUGCCACGGGAGAGUGGAUCGGGAGCAGGACGGUGGCGAAGGGAGAGGUUGAGGGGGAGAGUGAGAAAUGGAGUGAGGAGGAGAAGUAUGAGAGUAUGAUGAAGGAGGUUGAGGGCGGUGAGGAGAGUGGUGUUGUCCUAUGGUUGCAUGGAGGCGCUUAUUGGCUCUGUGACCCCUCCACUCAUCGGCCGAUAGCACGCAAGGUUGCAAAGUCCUUUAAAGGCCGAGUAUUCAUGCCACGCUACCGCCUUGCACCCCAAAACCCAUUCCCCGCCGCCCUUCUCGACGCCCUCACCGCCUACCUUUAUCUCCUCCAUCCACCACCCGGUGCGCUCCACAAGCCCAUUCCUGCCUCAAAGAUCAUCAUUGCCGGUGACUCCGCUGGUGGAAAUCUCUCUUUUGCCCUCCUGCAGCUGCUUCUCCACCUCCACCGCGCGGGCGACAACGAGGACGGCUACGAAGUGAUACCAUUAUCCGGUCCCAUGCACGCGCCCAAAAUAACAUGGCAAGGCGCUCCCCAUGAGGCCCCACUUCCAUGUGGAAUUGUGGGUGCAAGCCCGUGGGUAGACGUGAGCCGCUGCUUCGGCGAGAGGUUCACGCAUAAAGACGGGACGGUGGGAAGCGAGGAGUCUUGUAAGGGCUUUGACUAUCUCCCCACUCCGCGCGAAGAGCGCGCAAGGAAGUACAAAUACUCGCCUGCGUGGCCGGAGGAUGUUGGGAGGUCGCAUUUCUAUACACACGACGCCCUUGUUGCGCACCCGCUUGUGUCGCCUAUUAUGGCGGAGAGCUGGUCCGGCUCUCCUCCAAUGUGGAUUAGUGUGGGUGAUGAGUGUCUUCGUGAUGCGAAUCUCUACUUUGCGCACCGGCUAGUGGAGUUGGGGGCGUCGCUUCGGUUUCUUCACUUUACAUCAAUGCCGCAUGUGUUCCAGGGGACUAUACCUCAUCUUGCGGUAUCAAGGAGGAGUUUCGAGGAUAUGGCAGAGUUCUUGGACAUUGUGUUUGGUCGGAAGGAGGGGGGAGUGAAAGUUGGUGAGUAUCGGGUGCAUCCGGUGACGUUGGAGGAGGUAGCCGUAGAUAGAGCGGGGUUGACACUUGGUGGAUUGACGGUUGAGGACGUGAAGGCGUUGAUGGUGAAGGAGGUGAAGGAGUGGGCUAAGAAGAGUGAGGGCAUCGAGGCGAAACUAUAG
Messenger RNA from Morchella importuna, 1581 nucleotides. RefSeq lists its product as uncharacterized. The record is from RefSeq and is a predicted model, not a curated record. Gene Ontology annotation, molecular function: hydrolase activity. NCBI's taxonomy places the organism in Eukaryota, Fungi, Ascomycota, Pezizomycetes, Pezizales, Morchellaceae. The transcript is spliced from 5 exons. Bases 1 to 1581 code for a protein of 526 amino acids.